This is a messenger RNA of Protobothrops mucrosquamatus (brown spotted pit viper), 1079 nucleotides long. It is a transcript of the gene DEPTOR, whose product is annotated as DEP domain containing MTOR interacting protein. Gene Ontology annotation, molecular function: protein binding. The transcript has 8 exons. The annotation marks the transcript as partial. The record is from RefSeq and is a predicted model, not a curated record. Gene Ontology annotation, biological process: negative regulation of TOR signaling; intracellular signal transduction. Lineage: Eukaryota; Metazoa; Chordata; Lepidosauria; Squamata; Viperidae.
UGGUUGCAACAAUGGAAGAAAAUAGCCUGGGCACCCUGCAACAGAGGGCAGCUGAGCUGGAGUGCAUGGCGGAGGUUCUUCUGACAGGCGAACAACUAAGGCUCAGGCUGCAUGAAGAAAAAAUUAUUAAGGACCGAAGACACCACCUGAAGACUUACCCGAACUGUUUUGUUGCCAAAGAAUUGAUUGACUGGCUGAUUGAUCACAAAGAGGCCUUUGACAGGGAGACAGCAAUUAAACUUGUGCAGAAGCUACUGGAUCGUAGCAUUAUCCAUCAUGUUUGUGAUGAGCAUAAGGAAUUCAAGGAUCUCAAACUUUUCUACCGCUUUAGGAAAGACGAUGGGACAUUCCCACUUGACAACGAAGUGAAGGCUUUCAUGAGAGGACAGAGAAUAUACGAAAAGCUUAUGAAUACUGAGAAUGUAAUUUUACAAGCCAGAGAAGAAGAAGGAGCAAAAUAUGAGCGUACUUUCAUGGCCUCUCAACUGAUUGACUGGUUGAUCCAGGAAGGGGAGGCUGCCACGAGAGCGGAGGCUGAACAACUCGGUCGCAGACUUCUGGAGCAUGGAAUUAUCCAACACGUGUCCAACAAACACCAUUUUAUGGAUAGCAACCUGCUCUAUCAGUUCCGGAUGAAUUUCCGCCGCAGGAGAAGACUGAUGGAACUACUUACCGAGAAGUCUCACUUGGUGCCCGAGAGCCAUGAUAGUCCCUUUUGCCUGCGGAAGCAAAAUCAUGACCACAAAAAACAUGCCACUUUCCUCUCAGUGAGCCCCAGCAAGGAGAUCAAGAUUGUCUCUGCGGUCAGACGGAGUAGCAUGAGCAGCUGUGGCAGCAGCGGGUACUUCAGCACCAGUCCGACCCUCGGCAGCAGCCCACCUGUCCUCUGCAACCCAAAAUCUGUACUAAAAAGAACAGUGACUCCUGAGGAACUUUUGAGGCCUGGGGCGCCAUAUGCUCGGAAAACAUUCACUAUUAUAGGUGAUGCUGUUGGGUGGGGAUUUGUGGUGCGAGGGACUAAGCCCUGCCACGUGCAAGCAGUGGAUCCCAGUGGGCCAGCAGCUGCAUCGGGAAUGAAG